CCUUCUUUCUUCUUCUUAUUUGUUGUAGAUAAUUUACCCACAUAUCAAAAGAAUUCCCCAAUCAACAAAUAUAAGAAGAAGAAAAUAUGCCUGUAGAUCUCCCACUCUACAAAGCAGAACCUAAUCUGUCUACGUCAAAGAAACCCAGGUCACGGAAACAACUUCUGCUUGGUCUGGCACUAGUGGGUGUACUCAUCGUACUCUACCUAAAUGCUCGAAUCAAUAUUCCUGGCAGUAUGUCAAACGAGCCUUCUCUUCACACAGACUUGGAUUCUCCCCAAGCCGUACCUCCCAAUCUUUCUCAACCGGGUGAUUCUUCUCCAGAUUCUUCAAAAUCUCAAAAGACAUCUCCAGAAUCAUCAUCAUCUUCAUCACAACCACAACAACCUCCACCACCUCCACAGGCACCGGCACCAGCAACACCAAAACCCGUCUCACCACAUUCCCAGCAUCACAAUGCACUUCCUCGUCCUUUCGAAGACGAAGGAGAAGUUACUAUCAACCCUACAUCCCACUACACACAGGUUGUUAUUAUUGCAUCCGAGGCCGAAGCUAUUGGCCGUCGUGGCCUUAUUCGUGAAAAGUAUUUUGGUUUGAGGGACAAUAUGCAACCUUGUAUGGUCUACAACGCCGAUAUAUACUACAAGUUCUGGAUCCACGGCGCCCAACCAGAGGCCGAUACUCCUCUUCGAAGAAGCUAUGAGUCUGAGAAGAUGGAGUGGAAUGAUAUGUAUGAGUCCAAGAAGAGCUUUGAGCAGAUAAACAUCUUGGCCUGGGCCGAAACCACAUUAGCAAAGCAAGGCAUUACCUAUGAUUACUUGAUUGUACAGGACAUCAACACUUUUAUGCAGCUAUCGACUAUCAAACGUGAAUUGGACACAGGCGUGAUCAGUGAGAACACCGAGUCUCCCUUUACUCUCAACACUGAUGCACCCACCAAUAUGGUCUGGGGUACAUUUGGAGGCGAGCCCCGCGACAAGCACGCAUUCGUGGUUGGAUCUGCAGCCGUCAAAUUGGCGCUUGGAAAACAAGCCGAGUUUGUCACUGUGUCAAAUAGCACCAACAUCCUGACGGCCAUGUAUGACUUUUACAAGCGAUUUGGCGGUGCACUCGAGAAGGCCGUCGACGAGUCUCUUGAGCCUGAGGCUGCGGCCGAGAUGCAAGAGCAGGCCAUUCCGGAGUUUGUGCGUGAAGACGGUCCCCAGGACACCCAGCGCUUCAUCCGCUGGGAGAACAACAUCGAGUCUGUGCAUGCCGAAGACAUCGUUGUCACCCACGUCUACCAGGACACCGAAUUUGAUGCUCUGGCCUACUGGACCUACCUCAAGCCACUGCUGGUGUGUCACCCAAAGGCUACGGCUGAGGCCCGCACCAAGCAGAACAAGCCUUUGAUUGCGCUCGUGACAUCGUCGUUUAUCUACGACGCCUGUAUGGAGCCCUCAGCCACACUCUCAGCCCUCAACAAGCAUGCCUACAGUCUUGAACACGGCUAUUCGUUUGUUGCCCGGUCGGCCGAAUUCGCCCAACAGGCUCUGCGUAACGACCGCAAGACGGUGUGGGGCAAAAUUGACGCAGUUGAAAAGGUCUUGCCAAAGUACGAGUGGAUCUUCUGGAUGGACAUGGAUGCGGUUGUGAUGAACCCCAAACAGAAGCUCGAAGAUAUCCUCAAAGAUGUUCGUAAACGAUACCCCAAGGGUCCUGCCGUGUUUGACUCGUCCAUUGACCUCGUCAUUGCUCGUCCAGGCCACGACCCCAUGAUUAAUGCCGGCGUGUUUUUGAUGCGCAACACACCCUGGGCCAUGCAGUUCUUGCGCGACUUGCAAGCCAUGACCAACUGGUACUUUACCGGCCCAUCGUAUGAGCAAGGCGCUAUGUGGGAGUUGCUCCAUCGCCCUGAACACGCCGAACAUGUGUUCUUGCUUGACCGUGACGACCACACCUUUAAUACCUUCCCCGAGUUUUAUCAGCCUGGCGACUUUGUGGUUCAUUUUGCGCCCGAUCGUUGUCCCAAUGAUGCCACUCUCUUUGGUCUUGAUGCAGCUGAUAGAAUUAGAGCUGGUGAAACCAUUCUUACCCUUGAAGAUAAGAAGAUAAAAUAAAAUAAUAUAUGAUACAUGUUAUAUGAUAUAUUAUAUAUGUAUUUAAUGCACAUAAACAGAUACAAGAAAUUUAAAAUGAAAAUAGUAAUAAUAACCGCAAUAAAGAAAAUCAAUUCACAGUUUACGAACCAAUGUUAUUUACCUUU
Molecule: messenger RNA, 2245 nt
Organism: Phycomyces blakesleeanus NRRL 1555(-)
Lineage: Eukaryota; Fungi; Mucoromycota; Mucoromycetes; Mucorales; Phycomycetaceae
Product: glycosyltransferase family 34 protein
Exons: 2
Coding region: 87-2099 (670 amino acids)
Biological process (GO): protein N-linked glycosylation
Cellular component (GO): Golgi membrane
Molecular function (GO): glycosyltransferase activity
Source: RefSeq, a predicted model, not a curated record